This is a messenger RNA of Gadus macrocephalus (Pacific cod), 874 nucleotides long. RefSeq names its product neuropeptide FF-amide peptide precursor like (gene npffl). The transcript has 3 exons. The record is from RefSeq and is a predicted model, not a curated record. Bases 92 to 466 code for a protein of 124 amino acids. Lineage: Eukaryota; Metazoa; Chordata; Actinopteri; Gadiformes; Gadidae. Gene Ontology annotation, molecular function: neuropeptide hormone activity.
CUGGGAAAGGAGAAAACCCCGGGCCUAGCCUCAGACGACUGCUGUUUCUCACCUUUAAACCUCAGCGUCUUCCAUCAUCAGUUUGACCAUCAUGGACGCCACAGCUGCACUGACGCUCCUCGCUCUUGUAUUGGCUGCGGCCGGUGUCAAUCACGCAGUCCAGGAGCAGGGUGCGGAGACCAAUGAUAUCCUGCCUGACAGCAUGGAGGAGAGCAUGGCCGAUCGCUUGCUGGGGAUGCUAAAUGAUGACAGGGUUGACGAUCGUAUGCUGAUGUCAGCAUUGACGUCUCUGCUGCUGGGAUCCCAAAGGGACACCAGGAACUCUGUCCUCCACCAGCCCCAGAGGUUUGGCCGUGGCUCCAGGGGCCAGCUAGUGUCCGAGGAGAGGAUACAGUCUCGUGACUGGCAGGGCGCCCCUUCUCAGAUCUGGAGUAUGGCCGUGCCACAGAGGUUUGGCAAGAAAUAGUCCCUCCCAUCAGCAGCACACCACUGUGGAGAAAAUACCAAAAUAUGAAUCCAUAAACCAUAAGUUAUGCAUUUUCGUUUGUUAGGAUUGUGUUGUAUUGUAUGCUGCUGCUGUCUUGGCCAGGUGUCUCUUGUAAAAUAUAUGUUUUAUCCAUUGAGACCAACCUGGAUAAUAAAGGUUAUAAAACCACAGAAAAACAAUAGUUGACCUAAUUUUUAACAUCAGUACUGUUUUCCUUCGCCCCUUUUAUUUCAAUUGCAUUAUGACAUGCUGUUCGGUUUUGUGGAUGAAUCAAACAACCACUUUCAUCUCUGGAUUCAAAUCUUGAGCGGAGCAUGCUUUUAAGGUUUUGUGAAAGAAACUUAUGGGCUCUGUUUCCUUGUUCAAUAAAACGCUUAUAACUGGAAA